Molecule: messenger RNA, 714 nt
Organism: Thermothielavioides terrestris NRRL 8126
Lineage: Eukaryota; Fungi; Ascomycota; Sordariomycetes; Sordariales; Chaetomiaceae
Exons: 2
Biological process (GO): secondary metabolite biosynthetic process
Cellular component (GO): nucleus; cytoplasm
Source: RefSeq, a predicted model, not a curated record
ACGCUGCACCUCCCGAGGAUUCUCUGCCUCCACGGCGGCGGCACCAACGCACGCAUCUUCCGCGCGCAGUGCCGCGUGCUCCGUGCGCGCCUGGCAUCCUCGUUCCGUCUCGUCUUCGCCGACGCACCGUUUCCGAGCCGGCCCGGCCCAGACGUCGAGUCGGUCUAUGCGGCUUGGGGGCCCUUCCGGAGCUGGCUGCCGCCCGCUCCCGGUGGCGGCGAAGGACCGGCGGCCUUUGUCGACGACAUCGACACGGCCGCCGCCCAGCACAUUGACCGAUGCCUUGAGGCAGCCAUGCGUGAGGACGACAAGGCCGGCGCCACGGGGCGGUGGGUCGGCCUGCUGGGGUUCAGCCAGGGAGCCAGGAUGGCGGCGAGCCUGUUGUGGAGGAGGCAGCAGCAGGGCCAGAAACUAACGACGACGGCGAUGAUGACCGACUUGCGUUUUGCCGUGCUGCUUGCGGGGCGAGGACCGUUAGUAGCCGUAGGGCCGGACAUGAAACUCGAGGUGCCGGGCCUCUUGUGGCUGCCGACUAUCCACGUCCACGGAUUGCGGGAUCCGGGACUUGCAAUGCACAGGGAGCUUCUCUACCGGUGCUGCGGGAGCGGAAGCACUCGGCUCGUCGAGUGGGACGGCGACCAUCGCGUGCCCAUCAGGACCGGCGAUGUCGAGGCGGUUGUGUCGGAGAUCUUACAUGUUGCGCAAGCGACAGGC